AUGGCUCGAACGAGUCGCCUACCGCUGCACAUCCCCACUUUGGCGUUGGCGGAUACGGUCCCCGCUUGGAAUCGCCAUCAAGCGUUGUUCCCCCCGGCGGAGGUAUCGCUGCAAAGCUACCCACGCGACUCGCACAGCAAUGUUCCCCCUUCGCUCAUCCCGCGGCUGUCGCCCACCCCCGUCCUCCCAUACACACCACAUCAUCCCCUUGAGCUACUCCGCACACACAUUGAGUCUCAUCUCUCUCCUGCUGGAAUCGAACCUGUCCUCCCACCCUCGCCCGUCGUCACGACGAAGCUCAACUUCGAUGACCUCGGUUUCCCGGCCGACCAUCCAGGCCGAGCCAAAUCGGAUACCUACUAUCUCAACAAGGAGACGUGCCUCCGCACCCACACCAGUGCGCACGAGGUGGCCACUUUUGCAAGCGGCAAGGAUAAGUGGCUCAUGACGGCCGACGUCUACAGGCGAGAUGAGAUAGAUGCGAGUCAUUACCCCGUCUUCCAUCAGAUGGAAGGGGCCUCAGUAUGGUCGGUGGACAAGGGCGAUGCAUUCGCUCCGGGAGGCGAGGUCGAGAAAGAGUGCGAGGCCAUGGAGCGUGACUUGGCACAAGCAUCCAUCGAGAUCGAGGACAAAGUAAGCCUCGACGAGGCGGGCGGGUGGCAGCCGUCGCAUCAAGGUGAUCCCGCGAAGCUACGAGCUGCGGAGCUGAGCCUGAGGCACCUCAAGGGGACACUCAACGGCUUAGCACUCUCCCUCUUCGGUCCGCGUCAUGCCGCUUCCUCAUCCACGGGCUCCGACGAGCCUCUCCGAGUCCGGUGGAUCCCCGCAACCUUCCCUUUCACCUCGCCCAGCUACGAAGUCGAGGUAUGGUACAGAGGCGCCUGGCUCGAGAUUCUCGGCUGCGGUGUCGUUAUGCAGCGUACACUUGAUGGUGCCGGGGAAGCGGGCAAAGGCAAGCUGGGCUGGGCUUUUGGACUGGGCUUGGAGAGAAUCGCCAUGGUCCUUUACAGUAUUCCGGAUAUCAGGCUCUUUUGGUCUAGGGAUGAGAGGUUCUUGAGACAGUUUCGUGUUGCCGAGGAGGGUCAAGUUGGGAAGCUGAGGGGCGAUGUCAAGGGAUCAGCUGGGGGAUUGAGCAAGAAGCGGGAAAAGCUCAUCACAUUCGAGCCCUUCUCACGAUACCCGCCUUGCUACAAAGAUGUCUCCUUCUGGACCACAAGCAGCAAGACGUCGUGGCACGAAAAUGACCUCAUGGAGCUCAUCCGAGAAGAGACUUCACCUUCCUCUGUUGAGGCGACAACGGCAUCGGAUGGCUCUUUGGUCGAAUCUGUCAGCCUCAUCGACUCGUUCGUCCACCCAAAGACGGGAAGAGAGUCGCGCUGCUACCGUCUCAACUACCGCAGCAUGGAGCGCAGCCUUUCCAACGCCGAAGUCAAUGAGGUUCAUGAAAGGGUGGUCGAAAGGAUGAAGAGAGACCUGGGGAUUGAAGUGAGAUAG
This is a messenger RNA of Jaminaea rosea, 1494 nucleotides long. Its product is annotated as phenylalanyl-tRNA synthetase. Gene Ontology annotation, cellular component: mitochondrion; cytoplasm. The record is from RefSeq and is a predicted model, not a curated record. Gene Ontology annotation, molecular function: ATP binding; tRNA binding; phenylalanine-tRNA ligase activity. Bases 1 to 1494 code for a protein of 497 amino acids. NCBI's taxonomy places the organism in Eukaryota, Fungi, Basidiomycota, Exobasidiomycetes, Microstromatales. Gene Ontology annotation, biological process: phenylalanyl-tRNA aminoacylation. The transcript is spliced from 3 exons.